Molecule: messenger RNA, 937 nt
Organism: Zingiber officinale
Lineage: Eukaryota; Viridiplantae; Streptophyta; Magnoliopsida; Zingiberales; Zingiberaceae
Product: NEDD8-conjugating enzyme Ubc12-like
Exons: 6
Coding region: 217-768 (183 amino acids)
Source: RefSeq, a predicted model, not a curated record
CUCUCUCAAAGGUCACUUUCGCUGCUCCUUUCGAUUCUGCCCUACGCUUUCCCCAAACCAGAAGGCGACAGCCUCCGUGUAGGCGACGGUACUGAAAGGAGACCGGAGCGAGCGGCGGCACCGACUGGGGAAUCUUUAUCGUAUGUCUUCUUCCUCCCCUUCUACUCCCUCUUCUCCGUUUGUUCCCGUCGAAUUCGACCACCUUGCGCCAGAACAAUGAUAAAGCUUUUUAAAAUUAAGGACCAAAGACGGGAGGAUGCAGCAAAUUCCAGUGGAAAGGCUCCUAUCAAGAAGCAAAGUGCUGGAGAAUUGCGUCUUCACAAAGAUAUCAGCGAGCUGAAUCUACCAAAAAGCACAGACAUAACUUUUCCAAAUGGCAAGGAUGAUCUGAUGAAUUUCGAAAUCAGCAUAAGACCUGAUGAAGGUUACUAUCAAGGGGGUACGUUUAUUUUCACAUUCCAAGUAUCUCCUUCUUAUCCUCAUGAGCCACCAAAGGUCAAAUGCAAGACAAAGGUUUACCAUCCUAAUAUUGACUUGGAGGGAAAUGUCUGCCUUAACAUUCUGCGUGAAGACUGGAAGCCUGUGCUUAGCAUAAAUACUAUUGUUUAUGGCUUGAUUCUUCUCUUCAUGCAACCCAACGAUGAGGAUCCAUUAAAUCACGAUGCAGCAGUGGUUCUCCGCGACAAUCCCAAGUUGUUCGAGGCCAAUGUGAGGAGGGCAAUGGGUGGAGGGUAUGUGGGUCAAGUCUACUUCCCGAGGUGCAUAUGAGAAGGCUAGUAUAUAGUGCAUAAUACGCGAACUGUUAUAAAUUUGUCCUGGGAAACAAUGCGUAUGGUCAAAAAAGAUUUUAAUGUGGUGCUAUAUAAUGUGAAACUAGUUGUGUGUGACGUUACCGGUGCUAGUUGUUUUUAAAGAUUAGGCCAUGGCGGCCCCCCUA